UAGGUGUUAGUCGUCGUUUGCUUGCACGCGCCGCCAACCGCUGGUGCCAGUGUCGGCGAUCCUUCCUCGUGUAACUUCACUUCUUACGUCCUUUGUUGGUAGGCGGAGACUGCUCACCAGCUUGCCAUCCUUUUGCGCUUGGCGAGCAAAGUCGAACAAGAACAUACUAAUCAGCCACCGCCUUCUUCACGGGCCUUUCCUUCUUUAGAACUGGCUAGAAAACUGGACCCGCAACACCUUGCCGGAGCCCGAUUGCCCUUCUGUUGCCGUCCGCAAAUGCACGCACAACUCCACAAGAAGCGUAUGCAGCAACGACGAGGAACAACGCCGCUUCCCCUCCUUUCCGCUCGACAGUCGCGACGAUGAUCGCUAACAAGCGGUUCGCCUUCUUGACGGCCGUGGCCUUUGGCAUCUUGCUGCUUCCGUUUCUCUUUGGAUACCACUUUACAAAGAUCAAAGACGUUUCAUUAAGCUACAUCAAACAUGCCUCGCGAUCAAGAGCCUUCCAUCUGCUUCUUCCUGCAACGGGGCCGAAUUUGCACUUUUGUCGACUUCUGUUAUCAGCAGCAGUGACUGGCUAUCCCGAACCCAUCUUCAUCGGUUGGGAUGGACGAGGAAUGUACAAUGGCUCCGAGUCGCAUUUGUUCAAGAUCACAGAGACCUUGACCUACCUGCGCUCUCUGCCUCCAAGUGCCGACAAUGAUCUGGUUUUAUUACUCGACGCGUACGACAUCUGGCUUCAAUUGCGACCAGAGGUCAUGAUUGAGAGGUACCACAGCGUGAUUAAACAAAAUGACGAGCGCUUAAGGCAACAAGGGUUGCUUGGCAAAUAUCACGGAGGUGACUACGUUCGAAACUCCAUCGUCGUGGGACCGGAUAAGAUCUUCUGGCCGCAAGGAAUCGAUGAUCCCGCGAGUUGGGCAGUGCCGGAGUCACCUUUGCCGAAGGACUCGUUUGGUCCUGCCACCGAUGUUAUCAUGCUUACUGCCAGACCAAGAUGGCUGAAUAGUGGUACAAUCAUGGGACCAGUAGGUGACCUUCGAGACUACUUCGCGGCCACACUGGACAUGGUCAGCCGAAGGUACGAUUCGAACUAUGAGUUCCGAAAUAGCGAUCAACUCUACUUUGCCGAAGUGUGGGCUGAGCAGGAAAUCCAGAGAAGGCGUCUACGUGAUGGGGACUUUAAAGCACCAGAAGUGCUUGAGGGCGUGAAGGGUAUCAUGCCUGAGAUCCCCAAGGGCCGAAGAACGGAGUAUCAUAUUUGCCUCGACUACAGGACAGAGAUGUUCCAAACAGCAGCUGCAUUUGAGAAGCACCUUACCUGGAUGCGCUUCAAUCUGACGAGCGAAACGUACCCAGACAUUCCGCAAGACGAUCGAUUCGGAGGAGGUGAAGUGGCCGACGGAUGGGUCAAAGACAUUCGCAUCGACAAAAUCAAACUCACCGACGACAUUCUCGAGACGGAUCCUCCUUUCGCCGCAGCAGAUGAACCCACAGACAUGCCUAAGAACCAAUCGUGGACCGAGACCAAUCUGGGCACCAACCUCGUCACGAAAGAAGCUUUCCCUCUCUUCCACGUCACAGGCGACAAAGGUAUCCGAGACCGCUGGUGGCCGCGAAUGUGGUUCCACCCGUACGGCGAAGAGCUCCUGAAAGCCACGAAAAAGAAAGAGCAUGUAUUAAGCAGCGGGACCACAGGUAAGCAGAGUGGGCUCCGAAAAGGACAAUUCGUCUUCGCGAAAGCUGCCGGGACGAAUUGGCGAGGUGCUGUUCCUGUCGUUACGCACGCGAGACCGCAGCUGGAAGAUGAGAAGGGUGGAGCUUGGGUGGACAACGGAGAUUAUGUGCCGUGGAAUGCCAUGUGUGGUGCCUAUGAGGGUGAAGACCUUUACAUUGGACCUGAGCUGGCGGGGAAGGACAAUCCGCCUCCGCCGGAGCCUGAAGAGGAGGGAGAGGAGGGCACUGAGGAACAGGCUGAAGAACAGGCUCGAAGAUGAACUUUGUAUAACGCGGCAUGAGCGGUUGGCGUUGGAAACUCUUUUUUUUUUGACUUUCGUUGCAUAGCGGAGGGCAUGUAUGGCAAACAGAGCGCAUGUGUAUGGCGUAGAAGUGUGCAGUGUAGAGCUUGACGGCUGCCUUCAUUGGCGUGGUAAGAUACCCGCAUGUUCAGGUUAAUAUCGUCAUCUCUGUUCCAAGCUUCCUGGUGCGGACCAUGUGCGCAUGGUGAUGAGCUGCUCUUCCAGCACUUCUAUCAGAGCUGGAGCCGCAGGGAGCGCAGCCGGCCUGUAGCUGAUGUCGACGUACUUACAUCCCGCUUGCUUCCCAAAAGCUCUUGUGUCAUAUCAUAUCAUCGUUAUCA
Molecule: messenger RNA, 2359 nt
Organism: Cercospora beticola
Lineage: Eukaryota; Fungi; Ascomycota; Dothideomycetes; Mycosphaerellales; Mycosphaerellaceae
Product: glycosyltransferase domain-containing protein
Source: RefSeq, a predicted model, not a curated record